AUGAUGAUUUUAAAAUCUUUUAUACCAGGGAAUCUAAUAUCCUUAUACAUGACGAUAAUCAAUUCGGUCGUUAUGGUCGGACUCUAUUAUGGAUUUCUGACCACACUAUCCAUAGGUCCCUCUUAUAUCUUCCUUCUACGAGCUCGGUUUAUGGAAGAAGGAGAAGAAGGAACCGAGAAGAGAGUAUCAGCAACAACUGGGUUUAUUGCAGGCCAGCUCAUGAUGUUCAUAUCAAUCUACUAUGUACCUCUGCAUUUAGCAUUGGGUAAACCUCAUACAAUAACUGUCUUAGCUCUACCGUAUCUUUUGUUUCAUUUCUUCUGGAACAAUCACAAAGACUUUUUUGAUCAUAGACGUCCUACCAGAAAUUCAAUGCGUAAUCUUAGCAUUCAAUGUGUAUUCCUGAAUAAUCUCAUUAUUCAAUUAUUCAACCAUUUCAUUUUACCAAGUUCAAUGUUAGCCAGAUUAGUCAACAUCUAUAUGUUUCGAUGCAACAACAAGUUUCAACAUUUAAUGUUUCGAGGUUUUAGUUUUGUUGGUGUUGGUUUAAUUGGUCACAUUUUUUCAUCGAAAUGGGUUGGAUUUGAUAUAGUCUGGAUACAGCAAAAUAAUUCUAUUAGAUCGAAUGUAGCUUUUUACGAUUCUAAUAAGUACCUUGUGUCAAGAAUUGAGAAUUCUAUGGCUCGAAUCUUUAGUAUUCUCUUAUUUAUUACUGUGUCCCUACUCUUUAGGCAAGAAUACCGUCACCCAUUUUUUACUAAGAAACUGAAAGAAACAUCAGAAGCGGAAGAAAGGGAGGCAAGAAACAAGAUGUAG
Messenger RNA from Jatropha curcas, 816 nucleotides. The record is from RefSeq and is a predicted model, not a curated record. NCBI's taxonomy places the organism in Eukaryota, Viridiplantae, Streptophyta, Magnoliopsida, Malpighiales, Euphorbiaceae.